Tupaia belangeri chinensis (Chinese tree shrew) is the source of this 1908-nucleotide messenger RNA. It is a transcript of the gene TMEM145, whose product is annotated as transmembrane protein 145. Gene Ontology annotation, biological process: G protein-coupled receptor signaling pathway; response to pheromone. NCBI's taxonomy places the organism in Eukaryota, Metazoa, Chordata, Mammalia, Scandentia, Tupaiidae. The record is from RefSeq and is a predicted model, not a curated record.
AUGGAGGGACUGGAGAUCUCAGGGCAGUCUGUGGGGAGGGGGCAACCCUGGCAAUUUGUUUCUGAGUCUGAGGUCCUGGAUAUCUCAUACUACCGCCUCUGCCUCUCAGCAGCCCUGACGUCACACCCUGGGGGCGGGGAGCGCGGAGCGCUGCGCCGCCUGCUGCCGCCGCUGCUGCUCCUGCUGCUGCCACUGCCCCCCCGCGCCCGGGCCAAGUACGUGCGGGGCAACCUCAGCUCCAAGGAGGACUGGGUGUUCCUGACGAGAUUUUGCUUCCUCUCCGAUUACGGUCGACUGGACUUCCGUUUCCGUUAUCCGGAGGCCAAAUGCUGUCAGAACAUCCUCCUCUAUUUUGAUGAUCCAUCCCAGUGGCCAGCUGUGUACAAGGCAGGGGACAAGGACUGCCUGGCCAAGGAGUCAGUGAUCAGGCCGGAGAACAACCAGGUCAUCAACCUCACCACCCAGUAUGCCUGGUCAGGCUGUCAGGUGGUGUCAGAGGAGGGCACCCGCUACCUGAGCUGCUCCAGUGGCCGCAGCUUCCGCUCAGUGCGUGAGAGGUGGUGGUACAUCGCGCUCAGCAAGUGCGGGGGAGAUGGACUGCAGCUGGAGUAUGAGAUGGUCCUCACCAACGGCAAGUCCUUCUGGACUCGACACUUCUCAGCUGAUGAAUUUGGCAUCCUAGAGACGGACGUGACCUUCCUCCUCAUCUUCAUCCUCAUCUUCUUUCUCUCCUGUUAUUUUGGAUAUUUGCUAAAAGGCCGACAGUUGCUCCACACGACUUACAAAAUGUUCAUGGCUGCAGCAGGAGUGGAGGUCCUGAGCCUCCUGUUUUUCUGCAUCUACUGGGGCCAGUAUGCCACCGAUGGCAUUGGCAAUGAGAGUGUGAAGAUUCUGGCCAAGCUGCUCUUCUCUGCCAGCUUCCUCAUCAGCCACUCAGGCUCCGUGAAGCUGUCCGUCUACAUGACCCUGUACACCCUCACCCACGUGGUGCUGCUGAUCUACGAGGCUGAAUUUUUCGACCCAGGCCAGGUACUGUACACAUAUGAGUCGCCGGCCGGCUACGGGCUCAUCGGGCUGCAGGCGGCAGCCUACGUGUGGUUCUGCUACGCCGUGCUCGUCUCCCUCCGCCACUUCCCUGGGAAGCAGCCUUUUUACGUGCCCUUCUUUGCGGCCUACACCCUGUGGUUCUUUGCGGUUCCUGUCAUGGCCCUGAUUGCCAAUUUUGGGAUUCCCAAGUGGGCCCGGGAGAAGAUUGUCAAUGGCAUCCAGCUGGGGAUCCACUUGUACGCCCAUGGCGUGUUCCUGAUCAUGACCCGUCCAUCAGCCGCCAACAAGAACUUCCCGUACCACGUGCGCACGUCGCAGAUCGCUUCUGCCGCUUCUGCCGGAGCCCCGGGGUCAGGAGGGAGCCAGUCGGCAGACAAGGCCUUCCCGCAGCACGUCUAUGGGAACGUGACGUUCAUCAGCGACUCGGUGCCCAACUUCACGGAGCUCUUCUCCAUCCCCCCGCCCGCCUCCUCCGUAAGCCCCGCGCCGCUGGUGCCCCAGACGGCUGCGCCGCACACCGGCUUCACCGAGUACUUCAGCAUGCACACGGCCGGGGGCACCGCCCCCUGCCCCGAGCGGCGCCGGAUUCCGGGCUCCCGCUGUUCCGUGACCUCCGGCCCCCUGGCCCCCUUCGACACCUCUGACCCCGCUGGACUCCGGAACACCCAUGACGACUGCCGGGACCCUGCUUGUGACGCUCCAGGACUCCACGACCCCGAGCCAUUGCUCUGUGGACGGAUAUCGGCCAUCCAUGGGUCUAUAGAGCCCGCCGCUUCCGAGCGGGUCUACAGCGGCCGUUUCCUUGGCCGGAACUGCAUCCGCUGGACCUCCCUGGUCCACAAGCCCAUGCUACGCCUGUAG